AUGAGUCGUCAAUUCACAUGCAAGUCAGGAGCCCCCACAAAGGGAGGUUUCAGUGGCUGCUCAGCUGUACUUUCAGGGGGUCCUAGCAGCUCAUCUUCCUUCCGGGCAGGGGGCAAAGGACUCCAAUGUGGCUUUGGCAGUCGGAGUCUUUAUUCCCUGGGAGGGACUAGGAGCAUCUCCUUCAAUGUGGCUAGUGGGAGUGGCCGGAGUGGAGGCUAUGGUUUUUCCCGGAGUCGGGCCAGUGGCUUUGCGGGGAGCAUCUUUGGAAAUGUCGCCCUGGGUCCUGUGUGCCCAUCAGUAUGUCCACCAGGAGGCAUUCACCAAGUCACCAUCAAUAAGAGCCUCUUGGCUCCCCUCAAUGUGGAGCUGGACCCUGAGAUCCAGAAAGUGAGGACCCAGGAGCGGGAGCAGAUCAAGGCUCUCAACAACAAAUUUGCCUCCUUCAUUGACAAGGUGCGAUUUCUGGAGCAGCAGAACCAGGUCCUGGAGACCAAGUGGAACCUGCUACAGCAGCUGGAUCUGAGCAAUUGCAAGAACAACCUGGAACCCAUUUAUGAGAGCUUCAUCAGCAACCUGAAGAGACAACAGGAUACCCUGUCAGGGGACAAGUUGAGACUGGACUCAGAGCUGAGGAACAUGAGGGAGGUUGUAGAGGACUUCAAGAAGAGGUAUGAAGAAGAAAUCAAUAAACGGACAACAGCAGAGAAUGAGUUCGUGGUGCUGAAGAAGGAUGUGGAUGCUGCUUACACCAAUAAAGUGGAGCUGCAGGCCAAAGUAGAAUCCCUGGAGAGAGAAAUAAAAUUCCUCAAGUGCCUGUAUGAAGGAGAGAUUGCUCAGAUCCAGUCACACAUCAGUGAUACAUCUGUCAUCCUCUCCAUGGACAAUAACCGAAACCUAGACCUGGGCAGCAUCAUUGAUGAGGUCAGGAACAAGUACGAAGACACCGCCAUGAAAAGCAAGACUGAGGCCGAGAACUUGUAUCAGACCAAGUUCCAGGAGUUACAGCUGGCAGCCAGCCAGCAUGGGGAUGAUCUCAAACACACCAAGAACGAGAUCUCCGAGCUGACCCGACUCAUCCAGAGGCUUCGCUCAGAGUCUGAGAGCGUGAAGAAGCAGUGCUCCAACCUGGAGACGGCCAUUGCAGAUGCUGAGCAGAGGGGUGACUGUGCCCUGAAAGACGCCAGGGCCAAGCUGGAUGAACUGGAGGGUGCCCUGCAUUGCUCCAAAGAGGAGCUGGCCCGCUUGCUGAGGGACUACCAGGAGCUGAUGAGCACCAAGCUGGCCCUGGACAUUGAGAUCGCCACCUACAGGAAGCUGCUGGAGGGCGAGGAGUGCAGGAUGUCUGGAGAGUAUACCAACUCUGUGAGCAUUUCUGUGAUCAGCAGCACCAUGCCUGGGAAUGCCAGCACAGGGGCUGGAUUUGGGCUUAGCGGAGCCAGUACCUACGGCUUCCGGCCCAGCUCAGUCAGUGGCGGCUACGGAACCCUUGCUGGAGGCUGUGUCAUCGGCAGCGGCACCUGCAGCCCAAGGGGGGACUCCAAGGCUCAGCCGGGCAGUGCCAACGAAUACAAGGACGCCCUUGGGAAGACGGCUUCGGCUCUGAGCUCACCCGCCAAGAAAAUGGCGAGAUAA
Molecule: messenger RNA, 1632 nt
Organism: Gracilinanus agilis (Agile Gracile Mouse Opossum)
Lineage: Eukaryota; Metazoa; Chordata; Mammalia; Didelphimorphia; Didelphidae
Product: keratin, type II cytoskeletal 73-like
Exons: 9
Coding region: 1-1632 (543 amino acids)
Biological process (GO): intermediate filament organization; keratinization
Cellular component (GO): keratin filament
Molecular function (GO): structural constituent of skin epidermis
Source: RefSeq, a predicted model, not a curated record